Apiotrichum porosum is the source of this 1203-nucleotide messenger RNA. RefSeq names its product splicing factor (gene LUC7). Gene Ontology annotation, cellular component: U2-type prespliceosome; U1 snRNP. Gene Ontology annotation, biological process: mRNA splice site recognition. NCBI's taxonomy places the organism in Eukaryota, Fungi, Basidiomycota, Tremellomycetes, Trichosporonales, Trichosporonaceae. Bases 1 to 1203 code for a protein of 400 amino acids. The record is from RefSeq and is a predicted model, not a curated record. The transcript is spliced from 4 exons. Gene Ontology annotation, molecular function: mRNA binding.
AUGGGCAAGAUGGCAGAGAUGCAGCGCAAGCUGCUCGAGCAAAUGAUGGGCCCCGAGGCGAUGGGUUUCCAACCGCCCAACCUCGACUGGUGGAAUGAGAAGGUGUGCAGGGAUUACCUUUUUGGUACCUGCUUGCACGACACUUUCAGCAACACUAAAAUGGACCUCGGACCGUGUCCCAAGACCCACUCGGACCGCAUCCUGAAGCAGUUCAAGGAGGCGCAGGAGGCCGACCCCAGCGACCCACGCAUCAACGCGUUCCGCCAGCAGCACGAGAACACCAUCUACCAGUUUGUCGACGACUGCGACCGCCGUAUCCGCGCGAGCCAGCGCAAGCUCGAGAAGACACCAGAGGAGAACCGCAAGACGGUCGACUUGAUGAGGGAGAUUGGAGAGAUUGAGCUGUCCAUCCAGGGCGGUACCGAGGAGAUUGAGGCGCUCGGCGAGGCCGGCAAGGUUGAAGAGUCGAUGGAGAAGCUGGCCGCUGUCGACGCGCUCAAGCAGCUCAAGUCGGACAAGGAGAAGGAGCUGCAGAUCCUGAACGAGAAUGCCGGCGCUAGCGGCCACCAAAAGCUGCGCGUGUGUGAGAUCUGUGGUGCCAUGCUCUCGGUUCUCGACUCGGACAAGCGUCUUGCCGACCACUUUGGCGGUAAGAUGCAUCUCGGCUUCCACGAGCUGCGCAAGAUUAUGGGAGAGUGGGCCGAGCAGCGUAUGCGCGGCCCUUCCCACUCGCACUCGCACGCCCACGGCCACUCGAGCGCACCGACCGGCGCGCCUCCCUCCUCGGCACCUCCCCCUCCCGCCGGCGCGCGCCCCGCUGUCCCGCCCUUCCCCCUGCCCUCGUCGUCGGACAAGCGCGACUCGAGCCGCGACCGUGAGGGCCGCGAGGCUGGUGAGCUGGUCGAGGACGGCGCACCCCGCGGCGCACCCAGCUCGGCGGGUGGCCCACCCCCAUCGCGAUACGACGACAGGGACCGCGACCGCAGUGACCGCGAUCGCUCGCGCGGUGAUCGCUAUGAUGACCGUGGCGACCGCGACAUGUACGGUGGCCGCAGCAGCGACCGGUACGGAGACCGCGGCGGCGACAGGUAUGGAGGCGGUGGUGGUGACAGGUACGACGACCGAGAGCGCCGAGACCGGUACAGUGACGACCGGAGACGUUCGGAGCGCUCGAGGUCGCCCUCCAAGCGCAGGGUUGUGUAG